Molecule: messenger RNA, 2935 nt
Organism: Sphaerodactylus townsendi
Lineage: Eukaryota; Metazoa; Chordata; Lepidosauria; Squamata; Sphaerodactylidae
Gene: RIOK3
Product: RIO kinase 3
Exons: 13
Coding region: 117-1685 (522 amino acids)
Biological process (GO): maturation of SSU-rRNA; protein phosphorylation
Cellular component (GO): preribosome, small subunit precursor; cytosol
Molecular function (GO): ATP binding; protein serine/threonine kinase activity
Source: RefSeq, a predicted model, not a curated record
UGGGGCGAUCCGGGGAGAAGCCGGAAAAAGCUUUAUUCUGGCCGGGCUUCCUUGUGCCCUUUUGAUCCGUGGCUGCUUUCGCUUUUUCCGGCAUUUUCCCCCUGUUUAUUUGUUACAUGGAUCCUGCAGGAGUGGCCGCUGUUGUACCCUCCGUUGAGGCGGACCAAGGCCCUGCUUGGCCCCAGAGUAAGUGUCCAUGGGGAGCUCCUAAAAACACCACAGUAUCAUGUUCUCUUGCUGAUGUAAUGAGUGAACAACUAGCUAAAGAGCUACAGUUGGAAGAAGAAAACACUGGUUUUCCAGAAGUGGUAUCGGUUGUUGAAGGACCAUUUAUUACUGGGGAGAAUGUUGACACUUCCAGUGACUUGAUGCUGGCGCAAAUGCUUCAAAUGGAAUUUGACAAGGAAUACGAUGCACAACUUCGCCGUGAAGAGAAAAAGUUCAACGGUGACAGCAAAGUGUCCAUAUCUUUUGAGAAUUAUCGGAAAAUACAUCCCUUUGAAGACAGUGACAGCUCUGAAGAUGAGGUUGAUUGGCAGGAUACUCGGCACGAUCCAUACAGAGCAGAUAAACCCACUACUACUCCAAAAAAAGGCUUUAUAGGAAAAGGAAAAGAUAUUACUACCAAACAUGAUGAAGUUGUAUGUGGAAGAAAGAAUACUGCUCGGAUGGAAAAUUUUGCGCCUGAAUUUCAGGUUGGUGAUGGAAUUGGUAUGGAUCUAAAACUGUCCAAUCACGUCUUCAAUGCCUUAAAACAGCAUGCAUACUCUGAGGAACGUCGUAGUGCCAGGCUUCAUGAGAAGAAGGAGCAUUCUACUGCUGAGAAAGCAGUAGAUCCUAAAACACGCUUACUUUUGUACAAGAUGGUCAAUUCUGGGAUGCUGGAGACUAUCACUGGCUGUAUAAGUACUGGAAAAGAGUCUGUUGUGUUUCAUGCCAAUGGAGGAAGCUUGGGUGACGAUACCACACCUGUACCUUCAGAAUGUGCCAUAAAAGUGUUUAAGACUACCCUGAAUGAAUUUAAGAACCGUGAUAAGUAUAUCAAGGAUGACUAUCGGUUCAAAGACCGUUUCAGCAAACUGAAUCCACGAAAGAUCAUCCGCAUGUGGGCUGAAAAAGAAAUGCACAAUUUAACAAGAAUGCGGAAAGCAGGAAUUCCAUGUCCACAAGUAGUAACCCUUAAAAAACAUGUUUUGGUCAUGUCCUUCAUUGGUCAGGAUCAAGUCCCAGCUCCCAAACUAAAAGAAGUAAAACUCAAUAGUGAAGAUAUGAAAAAGGCCUACAACCAAGUUCUUCACAUGAUGCAGCAGUUAUAUAAAGAGUGUAGUCUCGUUCAUGCCGACCUGAGCGAGUACAACAUGCUGUGGCAUGGCGGACAGGUCUGGUUAAUUGAUGUGAGUCAGUCAGUGGAACCAACCCAUCCACAUGGGCUAGAGUUCUUGUUCAGAGAUUGCAGGAAUGUUUCACAGUUCUUCCAGAAAAAUGGUGUAUCUGAAGCACUUAGUGAUCGAGAGCUCUUCAGUGCUGUCUCGGGUUUAAAUUUUACAGCUGACAAUGAAGCAGACUUUCUAGCUGAGAUUGAAGGUUUGGAGAAAAUCAAUGAAGAUCAUGUUCAGAAUCAUGGGAAAAAGGUGUCUUCGUUUUCAAACGAUGAUGAAGAUCCACCAGCAUUUUGCAGCAAAUAACGUUUUGGAUCAACUUGGAUGUUUCUUACAUCUGUCAGUUGGUGCAGUGACUAAAUGUCAUUUGCCAAAGGCAACAUAAAUUAUGGUCAGCUCAGAAUGCCAUAAAUGAAACUUCAGGGAGUAUGCAUUGGUGUCUGGGUUUUUUAAAAGAAAAGUUCACUUUAAGCUACUGUGACUUAUCCAGCUAGCCCUGAAAGAAAGAAAUGUCAUGUCUUUUCAAUCUGGCAGAUUUUUCAGGUACACUUUGGGCAAUAUAAAUGAGUGAAUUUUAAGUAAUUUAAAAAAUGAUGCAGCAAUUUCAACUGAAACUCUAGAUACUACACUUAGGUACUAGAUGGUCUUUCCUUCCCUUCCAUUAAAUAGUGGUAUACCUAACUUUUAAAAGUUUGAUUUUGUUCUCAAAUUUUCAGUGUAAAUGUUUAAGGAAAGAUAAAUUCUAUUGUAGUGACCUGUUUGAUUUAGUAAUAUAGUUUUACUAUUUUUCAAAAACUUGAAGUGAAAGCAUUUUGGUAUGAAUGACAAUUUAAACUAAUCACUACAAUGUCUAAAAUAUUUUCCAACGUUUUAACAAAAAAAGACCAUUUAAGUUGUCAAUGAGAAAAUUUAUUCUGAACUGGCAAGAGCAAAAAUAUUUGUACUGAACUGUAUUUAAAGGGAAGAUAACUUUGCAGUAAUAUCAAAGAAAAAGGUUUAAAUUAUGUUGUAAAAAUUCAGACUGUUCGCAAGAACCUCCCUUACAGCUAACAGCAUAAGGCUGAGGUGAUGGCAGAUCAUUCUCUAUUUGUGGAAUAUAUUUAAUAAGUGAAAUAAAAAGCAUCCAUUUUAUUUAGGAGUAUAAUGUGAUGCAAUUCAUGACUCACUUCACUUAAGGAUCAUAAGUAGACUUUGCUGUUGAUACUUAUAUGAAAAAUUCAGGAGCCAUAUAAUAAACAUGUCUAUCAAAUGUGUAUGAAAACAUUAAAGAGCUCCCAAGAACGGUCCAUCUCUUCAUUCUUGGAGUGUGUUUAUGUGCAACUAUAGCCAAUUAAUUCUGGUUUGGCCAGUAUAAGAAAGAUCCAUUUAUUUCCCGAAACAUUUUGAUGAUGAAUUGACUGCAGAGUGUGAUGUCAUCACUGUGUUCUCAACUUUUCAAAUCUCUGUAAAUCUAUCCUUCAUUAUGCUGUAAUGAGAUACUGUUGCAGUGUGAGAAUAGCUUGUGAAAAUGUGUGCUGCAUUCAAAAAUGGGAUGUGAAUAAACACAUGACAUCUUA